This is a messenger RNA of Nicotiana tabacum (common tobacco), 2368 nucleotides long. The record is from RefSeq and is a predicted model, not a curated record. Lineage: Eukaryota; Viridiplantae; Streptophyta; Magnoliopsida; Solanales; Solanaceae.
UGCAAGCGCUUUAUCUCCGCGGUACGAAGCGAAGUCACCUACCGGUCAGAAGAAGUGACUCGCUCUGUGCGCGCGGAGCGAAGAAUUGCAGACAGACAUCUGGAUUGGUAGGACGAAACGGAUACUGAAUUUCGACUACUGUAUUAGCUGAAUGUUAGGUUAAUCAUCCUACUUUUUCCCUAUCCUACUGAAUCUUCUGUUACUGUUUUCGGUCCCCGGCCGUUGACAGUCUUCACCUAUGCCUUCCGACUCUGACUUAUCGGACGAUGAUCGGAAACCUAAGAUUGGACCUAGCUCCAACUCUAUUGAUCAGUCCUUGGACGCCAUCGAGAAUCAAUUGUCCUCAAUUUCAGUCAGUCAACCCGAAUCCGAACCCGAAUUCGAUGAUGCCAAGGAUACUUCGCCAUCCAAUCAGGAUAAGCUCGUGAAUGGAUCGUUGAAUGAGAAUCCCGGAGCUGAAGAGCUGCCUCGUAUCAAUGUGGCGGAAGACUUUAGCUCUUCGAGUGCCAUGUGGAGGAACAAUUCGGAAGAAAUGGAGGCGCCGUCAAGUCCUAGUAGUAGUGGCUAUGCGGGUGAAAGAGGGAGUAGUAACGCCAGUAGUAGGACCUCUGGCAUUGAGGAGGAGGUCGAUGGUGAGAUUCUCGAAAUUGGGAAUAGUGAUUCUUUUGACGGAGUUUCCGACUCUCAAGUGCAAUGGCUUCCUGGGAAACGCCACGGCAGUGAGGAUGAUGCUUCUAUUUCAUGGAGAAAAAGAAAGAAGCACUUCUUUGUCUUGAGUAACUCAGGAAAACCGAUAUACUCAAGAUAUGGAGAUGAACACAAGCUUGCUGGAUUCUCUGCCACUUUGCAGGCCAUCAUUUCAUUUGUGGAGAAUGGGGGUGAUCGAGUCAACUUGGUCAGAGCCGGGAAACACCAGGUUGUAUUUCUUGUGAAAGGACCUAUUUACUUGGUUUGCAUAAGCUGUACAGAAGAGUCAUAUCAGUCAUUGAGGGUACAACUAGAGCUCCUCUAUGGUCAGAUGAUACUUAUUCUUACGAAGUCUGUGAAUAGAUGUUUCGAGAAGAACUCUAAAUUUGAUAUGACUCCUUUGCUUGGAGGAACGGACGUUGUCUUCUCUUCUCUAAUCCAUUCGUUCAGUUGGAACCCAGCUAGUUUUCUCCAUGCUUACACAUGUCUUCCACUUGCUUAUGCGACAAGGCAAGCUGCUGGUGCCAUCUUGCAAGAUGUAGCUGACUCAGGGGUCUUGUUUGCCAUAUUAAUGUGUAAACACAAGGUUAUCAGUCUUGUUGGUGCACAGAAAGCAUCACUUCACCCUGAUGAUAUGCUAUUGCUCUCCAACUUUGUUAUGUCUUCUGAAUCAUUUAGGACAUCAGAAUCCUUCUCACCAAUAUGCUUACCAAGAUACAACCCCAUGGCAUUUCUACAUGCUUAUGUGCAGUACCUCGAUGUUGACACAUAUUUAAUAUUGCUUACUACAAGUUCAGAUGCCUUUCAUCAUCUUAAAGAUUGCAGGGUUCGUAUUGAAGAGGUACUUCUGGAGUCCAAUGUACUUGGUGAAGCUCAAAGAUCCAUGGUUGAUGGUGGCAUGCGCGUUGAGGAUUUACCUACCGAUCAUGGUUCUCUUUCCGGAGCAGUCUCCCCUCAUCUGGGUCAGCCUGGACAUACUAGAGAGUCAUCAGACAGAUUUUCUGAAGCAUUCAUAGGUGUUGGUGGUCCUGCUGGACUUUGGCAUUUUAUGUAUCGAAGUAUUUAUCUUGACCAGUAUGUCUCAUCCGAGUUUUCCUCACCAGUAAAUAAUAGACAACAGCAGAAAAGGUUGUAUAGAGCUUACCAGAAGCUUUAUGCAUCCAUGCAUGAUAAAGGAGUUGGACCUCACAAAACUCAGUUCAGAAGGGAUGAAAAUUAUGUUCUGCUGUGCUGGGUUACUCAGGAUUUCGAGCUUUAUGCAGCAUUUGAUCCCCUGGCAGACAAGGCUCUAGCUAUAAAAACUUGCAAUCGAGUGUGUCAGUGGAUCAAGAACAUAGAAAAUGAGAUUUUCUUGUUAGGAGCGAGUCCUUUCUCAUGGUGAUGUUCCCCAUCUUCGCUUCUUUACGUGUAUUCUAUUUUUCUUUUUGAACUUUUCUUUUCUCAAAUUCCUUUAAUAAGUUAUGGCCUCAUUUUUGUAGGCCUUCCAUUUUUGUGGUUCUAUAUUUAUAUCUUGGUAAUGAAUGCCAAUUGUAGUUUAAAGUUAUGGCAGUCAAGAUUUGAGUUGUCUCACUCCAGGCAUCAUUUCAUUUUAGCUUGUACAAUUUAUGAACUUUUGUAGCACUAUCUGUAUCAUCAAUUCGUUGUAAUUCUACAUAAUCAUCUGAUGGAUUACUAAAGACAA